This is a messenger RNA of Centropristis striata (black sea bass), 5859 nucleotides long. It is a transcript of the gene gpc3, whose product is annotated as glypican 3. The coding region runs from base 215 to 1963 and encodes 582 amino acids. Gene Ontology annotation, biological process: positive regulation of canonical Wnt signaling pathway; regulation of protein localization to membrane; cell migration. The transcript is spliced from 8 exons. The record is from RefSeq and is a predicted model, not a curated record. Gene Ontology annotation, cellular component: extracellular region; plasma membrane; cell surface. NCBI's taxonomy places the organism in Eukaryota, Metazoa, Chordata, Actinopteri, Perciformes, Serranidae.
GACUCAGAAGUUAUCAGCAUCGGAGUAGCUUCACCAAGAGGCUCAACUGAGGGAAGGAAACAAGCGGGAGGAUGGUGAUCCGAGCUGAGCCGGAAGCUGCAGCUUCACCUCACCAGCCUGAACACGGGAUGCUCCUGUAACUUUUAAUGUGCUGAAGUUGAUCUCCCUGCCGUUUGUCGCUCUAUUCUGUCCGGUUUGGUUAUUAAGCGCUGCCAUGCCUGUUCCAUCAGCGCACAGCGCGCUCUUCCUGUGCGCCUUCCUCCAGCUGUUCUCCCUGCCCGGCGGACAGGUGCCAACCUGUCAGGAGGUGCGCACCGUGUUCCAGUCUCUGCAUCCGGGCUCCAAGUGGGUCCCCGAAAGCCCGGUGUCAGGUGCGGAUCUGCAGGUUUGCCAAACCAAAGGCCCGACCUGCUGUUCCAAGAAAAUGGAGGAGCGGUAUCAGGUAGCUGCACGCAGCAAUAUGGAGUCUGGUCUGCAGGUUGUCAGCGCUCAACUCAAACGUCUUAUCAUCCAGAACGCCGCCAUAUUCCAAGAGGCCUUUGACUUGGUGCUGCGUCACGGCCGUAACUCCACCCUGGCCAUGCUCAAGGCAGAGUUCCCGAGUCUUGGAAGUGGAUCCAUGAGCUCCGUGGGGCAGCUCUUCCUGGACAUGUCGCUCUACAUCCUGGGCUCAGACUCCACGGUGGACCACAUGGUGGCGCUGCUCUACGGCCGCCUCUUCCCCCUGGCUUAUCGCCGCCUGAUGGGCGGCAGCGUGUCCUCUGCCACUGAGGAGUGUGUAAGAGGAGCCUGGAAGGAGUCAGGAGCGUUUGGCCCUUAUCCCAAACUCAUGAUGACCCGUCUGUCUCGCUCCCUCCUGGCCACACGUGUCUUCCUGCAGGCGCUGAACCUGGGCAUCGAGGUUGUCAACACCACAGACCACCUGCGGCCCGGCCGGGACUGCAGCCGGGCCCUGCUGAGGCUCUGGUACUGCCCGCACUGCCAGGGCAUGCUGGGGCCGCCGGCCUGCAGAGGCUUCUGUCAGGCGGUGAUGCAGGGCUGCCUGGGGGGGGCGGCCGAGGUGCAGCCCCACUGGAGGACCUACGUAGAGGGGCUGGGGAAGCUGGCCGGCGCCAUGAGGGGCGAGCAGGACAUGGAGGCUGUUGUUCUUAGUCUGCCUUCAAUGAUCAAACUGGCUAUCAAGCACGCUGUGAACGCCCGCACCCGCCUCGCUGCACAGGUGAGCGGGAUGUGUGGAGUCACUCCUCAGCGGGCCUCUCGCUCGGUAGGAUCCCCUCCUCCCCAGCCCCCCGCUGCCUCUGCAGCCCGCAACAUGCAGCCCUCAUCCCCGGACUCUGAUGAGACUUUGGCAGGCCUCCGCAGGGAGUUCAUAUCCAACCUGAAGGGCUUCAGCUCCUUCUACAGUGGUCUCGGGGAGGCGUUGUGCAGCCGUGAGCCUGCUCCAGCGAACCACUCCCUCUGCUGGAAUGGGCAGGAGAUGACAGACAGGUUUCCUGGGCCGGGCCUGAAGCGCCUGCACCCCGGCUCCGAGUCCCGAAGCAACAAGCCCCCCGAGCCGGUCAUCAGCCAGAUCAUAGACAAACUCAAACACAUCAACCAGUUGCUGCGGCUGGUAACCGUGUCUGAGAAGCGCUGGAGAGCCCGGUCGCGCGCAAGCGGAGUGGACGGCUGGAGCGACGAGGGGGAAGAAGGAUUCCAGAGCGGUGACUGUGACGAUGAAGAUGAGUGCACCGGGGUGUCAGGGCUGGGGCCGCCACCGAGGCGCAAACGGUUACGCAUCUUCGCAGACCUCGCUGAUAACCUGGCAAUGGACGACUUCACCUUCCAGGAGCAGCUGCUGACCCCUCGCCUGGCCACGGCCGGGGUCGGGGGCGGCUCCUCACCUGCGGCUCCGCUGUGGAGGAGCUACCUGGUCCUGACGCUCCCUGCGACGCUCGCUCUGCUCCUGCUCUGUCACCACUGACCACCGCGACCUCCCGCCACCUCUCACCCCCUAGGAUUCAAUACAAACUCUGUGGAACAGGACAAGUUUUUUUUAAGUUCUGGUUCCUGAAAGUUCAGUGACUCGUAGAAGAAAGCAUGAACAAUAAAUGCUACAUUUCUCUUUGUCUUGUUUAAUUCAAAAUCACUGAAUGUUCUCAACAAACAUAUUAAAGCACACCAGAUGAACCCAUGGCAUCGUGUAAAUAACAAACUCGUCCUCUGGUCCACUCCCACUAUUGUUAUGACAACUUUUGUGCCCUCUUGCCCCUCCUCCCCGCUCUCAUACUGACUUCUGUAUAAUAACUCGUCAUGACACAGCUUUGACAUGGACCUGCAAGUGAGGAUCUACGUGGAGAACAGACCUUUUUUUUAAAAAUGUCUGCAACAAGUUAUUGCCCUGCAGAAACAACUUGGAAGAAGAAGAAAACUUUUGCUGCUCUCUUCCAUGGUAGUGAAUGAUCUCCUGCCAGGACUGGGCUUCAGCUGCAGACAGAGUGAACUCCUUAUCCUCAGAGGCUGGGGUUAAACCCUUUUUUGAACAUGCACUGUACCUUAACGUGCUCUGUAACUGCUUAAAGGGACAGUUCAUCCCAAAAACCAAACAUACAUAUUUUUUCUCUUUGUUCUAUUCAUCAGUCUAGAUUGUUUUGGUGUGAGUUGCCAUAGAGAUGCCAGUCUUCUCUCUAAUAUAAUUGAACUAGAUUUUUUCUAAUGGUUUUAUAAUACACUGUGUACAAAUGAACUACUCUUUCAGGCCCUUAAGGCCAAAAAUGUCUACCUGCAAAAAAAAUGCUAUAAAAACUUUACAGAUUAAUAUUUUUUUCUACUUUUUUCUGCAUAAACCUCUUAAACAACUUCCACCCUGCUCAAAAUUACCAAACAUUCAACAUUCAUACCAACAUUCAAAGAUUUUGAGGAUUUUAAUCAUUUAAAUGCCGGUUUGAUUACAUGAUGUCACUGUUUUUCAAAGAAAAAAACAGACAAAAAUUUUAAAAAGUUAUUUUCCACAUUAUAAAUAUUGUUUGGCUGGGGCAUUGGUUUUUAUCACAGCCUUGGAUGUGUCAAAGAUUAAGAACAAACUUGAUUUUGAUGCAUUUUUGGUAGUUUUGAGCAGGGCGGAAGUUGUUUAAGAGGUUUAUGCAAAAAAAAAAAAUUGUAAUUUGUAAUGUUUUUAUUGCAUUUUUUUGAAAGUGGACAUUUUCAGCCUUAAGGGCCUGAAAGGGUAGUAAAUUAAAGUGGGCACAGAGGGUUAAAGCCAAUCGGAAACCUCCGGUGCAGAAGUGCAGAACUGCAAAUAAGUUACGUUAAUGAAGUUUAAUCGAAGGGCAUCCAAAUAAACAACUUUUGGCUGAAGUUAAAUUAAAUCUUAAACCCUCCUGUUUUGUUCGUUUCUCAGGAACAGCAAUUAUGUUUGUGGGUCAAUUUGACCCGGGGCAUGUUUAAUUAUCCAAAAAUGUCAGAAACCAAAAAAUCCCAAUAUUCUUUGUUUAUAUUUCAUAAUUAACUCCAUUACUAACAAUUUCAAUCGAUAUUUAGUGCAGUGGUGUUCUUUACUUCUCACACUUUAUUCACUCGUUUUAAAAAAGAAAUCCAGGUUAAACUUAUUUUUUCUGUACAUUGGAAAGACCUACAUAUAAAAUACAUUAGUCAUUGAUAUGUGAAAUGAACCAUUUUAAUGUUAUAUGUUGAUUACACUUAUUAAGCCAAGCAGAAGAAGUUUCAUCCCCCCAAAAAAACACUUUUUACUUUUUUUUUUUUUUUUUAGAUUUUUAAACUUUGAAAUGGGUCGAUUUGACCCGCAACAUAACAGGAGGGUUAAUUCUGGUUAAGUGGUUUGCCUGAAAUUGACACAUACAAAGUAACGGUAAACAUUAUGCUGAUUCACAGUAACAUUGGCAACCUUACUGUCUCGACAAAAUCUGGUAUUUAAAAAUACCUUAAUUAUAUAUUCAAAACACGUUGAACCUGGUUUCGUAAAGUUUUAGGGUAAUUUACCUUGAGUAAUGUAGGCUUCGUCCGCGCUAUUCAGAAACCCCAUGAGACUUCAUCCAUUUUUUAUACAGUCUAUGCUUAAAGCGCCAAAAAAUACAUUGAAAAAAACUCAAAAGCAAGCCUGUUUUCAAAAAUUGGGACCAGGGCUCUGUUGUAAGAAGCAUGAUUUGUGGUUAGUGAGGUGACUCCAGGGCUUAUUCUGGGUUUUCUGUCCUACAACAGUGUUAGCAAUGGACAUGGUUCUUAUUAACGCUGCACACGUAACCUGCUCUGUAAGCUGGAGGAAAGAGAUCAACAAAUGAUAGAAAGAACUGGGGUAAGGGAAAAAGCAUUUUUGUUUUUGGGGUGAACUGUCCCUCUAAAUCUCCCUCUUUCUCUCUCUUCCUUUGUGUCCUAGUAAUAGCUAAAUUAUUUCAGACUGAUUCCCUAAAUUCACUUGUUCCAACUCCCACCGUCGGUGUUUGCUUUAUUUUGUAACGCUGAUGAUUUUGUAACAGUAACAGCCCUGUAAUUUAAAAAAAAGACUUAAGGGCUAUCAUAAGAGCCUAGAUCUCCAAAUCAGCCUGAUAACUGUACAGAUGUGUGUUUCUCUGUGUUUGUGCCAUGUUUACAAAAAUGUUCAUUUGAAAUACUGGCAUAUUUCACAAGAAUAUGUAGUUUGUGGAUUGAACUGUUGUCUGGACUGUGACGCAUCGCGGCAGAUUUCUAGCUUCUUCUUCUUCUUCUUCAGCACUGUGGGUAAAACGAGGAGUAAUGUGAAAUAUAAAUAUGUGUAUAUGACUUUUGUAAUGUUGUUUGCAUUGAGCUCAUACAUUCUCAAACUCUGGCCUUUGUAUUUAAUUCUUUGUUCUUAUGUUUUGUUUCAAUCAGAAGUCAGAUUUCUGUAUCCUUUGUUUGGUUUGGUUUGUGUGGUGUAAAGUGGAUUCCUGCUCCCUUGUUUAGACUGGAGGAGGUAUGAUGGAUGUUUGCAAAGACACUGAUUAACAGUUUAAAUUGUGCACUGUCCACACACCACGGCUGACAUUGGGUGAGAGAGACCAUUGCACAAAGCACAGGUGUAACUGAUCAACAGUCACAAUGGCUCUGCUCCAUGCGGUGUACCAGGGGCCUGAAGCUGGAGCACCUAAACAGCACGGAGCCUAGAAGGUGGAGUCAGUGAUUCUAAUCCAAUACACUUUGUGUCAAAAAUUCUCUGAAUUCUCAGAAAAAUGGUCCGACCGGUUGUGUGUAAAGCUGCAACAAUUAUUUGAUUAAUCGAACAAUAAUCGAUUAUUUAAUUAAUCGUCAACUAUUUUGAUCAUCGAAUAAUUGGUUUGAACAGUUUUUAAAGACAAUAAGUCUCUGAAAUUCUCUGAUUUUAAGCUUCUUCAAUGUGAAUAUUUCUGGUUUCUUUGUUCCUUUAUGACAGUAAACUGAAUAUCUCUUUGGUUUGUGGACAAAACAAGAGAUUUGAGGACGUCAUCUUGUGGUUUGGGAAACACUGAUUGAUAUUUUUAUACAUUUCAACAUUUUAACACCCUAUUUACCCAGCCCUAUUUAUGUGUGUGCAUGGCCCCUUUUCAACCAACCCAAACCUAGUUCUAAUGCUGGUGCUGGUUCACAGUUGGUUCAACUUGUGACAGGAAUAAAGUGCUUAUUUAACAAACAAAAAAAUGUUUUCAUUAUUUUGAGGGCCAUUGAAACUGUUAAUGAUAAUAAUCUCUCCAGAAUCCCUGACUCCAGCUUUAAUGAACGUUAUUAGUUACCCUGUGUCACACAGCCAGCCCAUCAGAGCUGUGAUCAGAGGCUCAGAAAAAUGAAUGCACAGUAAUAUGUUGAUUUCUUUCAGUUAACUGUUGAUGAGGAAAGUACAAUGUAUAAUAAACUAAACCUGUUUGAACUGUU